This is a messenger RNA of Pieris macdunnoughi, 315 nucleotides long. Lineage: Eukaryota; Metazoa; Arthropoda; Insecta; Lepidoptera; Pieridae. The record is from the annotation of a GenBank genome assembly.
AUGACAGGCUCGGCUUCGAGCUACAAGCUGCUACAGGCUUCAUAUGUCUUCUGUUCUACCGUACCAAACGAAAAAAGCGCCAAAUAUCGUGGCGGCGCAUUGCUUACCGAUCGCGAUCGAACGGCCGCGGCAGGGUAUGGGGCAACGAACGUGACGGGGACGACGUCCAUGCUCAUGCAUGGUGUUAGACUCCGGGAUAAUCACCUCGGUCGAUGGUGUAGCAUAACUUCGCAUCGCCCAGCGCCAGCGGUCAGCUCCUCAGCGGUAGAGCACUGCACAUCCUCGCCAUCACACACACACGAUCGAUCACACUAG